This is a messenger RNA of Rotaria sp. Silwood1, 870 nucleotides long. Lineage: Eukaryota; Metazoa; Rotifera; Eurotatoria; Philodinida; Philodinidae. The record is from the annotation of a GenBank genome assembly.
AUGGCUUUGUCCAUAACGGCCAUAUAUCCAGAUAUUAAAAUCAAUGGAUUAAUCGAAGGAUUUUAUUGGUCGAGUUCGAACGCAGUUCAAGGUCAGGCCGAUUUCUACUCGAAACAACAACGUGAUAAUUUGAUUUCAGUGAUGGGUGAAGGUCUAAAUUAUUAUAUUUUUUGUCCUCACGAAACUGGAAAUGAUGCAUUUACAAUGACUCUAUGGAAUGCACAGCAAGUUAUAGAAUGGUCUGAUACUAUUUCUAAGGCUUCGAAUGUUUCAAUUAUUUUCGGCUUACGACCUCGAUGGAUUGAAGAUGUUCAAACAUCGUUGAAAAAAAUUCAAUCGAAAUUAGAACAAUUAGCUUCAGUUGGAAUUCGUUACUAUAUUUUAUGUUGGGAUGAUUCAUCUGGUGCUGGUACGAAUGCGCAAAUGGAAUUACAAAGAGAUCUCAUAAAAGCUCUUACGUAUGUGUGUUCAUUAACUUCAGUUGAACAAUAUCUUGCUCUACUUGUUCGUUUCUAUUGUUUAAUGAAUCUUAAAUUUCAUCCAUGUCGUACUGCUAUAAAUCCUUCAUCAUCAUCAAAGCCUCGAUUUGAACAAACAGAAAAUAAUGAAGCAUCAUUUAACAAUGAUACUAUCAAUAAUGAUGGUGGUGUAACAGUUAUGUAUCAACUAAAUGAUAAUAAAGAAAUAUCAAAUUGGGUUCAAAUGUUACCAUCUCAACCAAUUUCAAUUGAUCCACAAAUAGGGCUGUCAAAUUCCAAUAUAAAAAAUCAAGAGUGUCUCAGUAAAACACCACUAGUUGACCAGAAAAUUUUACUGAAAAAUCAGGAGGAAAAACUAGUAGAUUUGUAUGGAACUGAAGCAACUAUGUGA